AUGAUAAGAAAAGGCAGCAGUGAUAUUUGUGCUCAGUUUGGGGAUCGAAGGACUGCGACAGACAAUUCAGUAAUAACAGUUCCGGGGAAAUUGGCGAGUUUCGAAUCAAAAGCACUCACUAAUCGAGAAGAUAAAAGUUUUGUUGAUGGGUGGAAGCAAACAUCGAAAGGAUUGAAGUCAGGGGCAAUUGAAGCAGAAGUUGAGAUGAUUUUAGCUGAUGCUUCCUAUCAGGUUGAAGAUUUAGUAGUUUCAGUUAACAAUGAGACUUCAUUUUCUGAGAAUUCUGCCAAGUUCUCUUCAAAAAAUAGUUGCAACGAAGUAGUGAUAGUAUGGGAUGAUGCCGAAACGCAAUCCAUGGAUUCCUUCAGUUGGGCAACGAAUCCAGAAGAUGCAAAAGAGAUGAAGGAUAUUUUUUUCGUUGAUGAGAGCUUCACUCCGUACACACUUUGUCAGAUGGUAGGAAUGCUAAAAAAUGGUGGUCUAAAAUUGGAAAAUCCAAAACUCUCUGCAACACCAAUGCAAACCAAGCGCAGUGGUGAAUUUAAAGAAACUAUAAGUCAGAGAGAAACUUGCGAAACUCAGUUUGCUGAUUACUGGAAUGGAGUCGAUGUUGAAAUUGAUAGAAAAUUUCAGGCAUAUUCAAAUUCAAUAGAAGAUAUAAACGAAAUAUUCGUAUGUGCCGAACCUGCUACACUAACCAGAAAUAGGAAUUCUAUAUCGGCGAGGCUAAAAAAUGCUUUUAGAACUAUACAUUUGCUAGAGGAAGGUAUUGAAGUGGAUGAAAUGCUAUAUGAUGUAGAUAUUCGAAACAAUGAGCAAAUGAUUACCGCAUCGAAUCCCUGGCCAAAUCUAGCGGAUCGGCUUUACCGUUAUUUGCGUAAUUUGCGACAUCGACGCAACACUGUUCGACUAAUUUUUCGUUAUUUGCUUGUCUUAUAUUUCAUUCUUCUACACGGGGCGUUUUUUCGGUGUUUCUCGUUUUAG
Messenger RNA from Loa loa (African eye worm), 984 nucleotides. RefSeq lists its product as hypothetical. Bases 1 to 984 code for a protein of 327 amino acids. Lineage: Eukaryota; Metazoa; Nematoda; Chromadorea; Rhabditida; Onchocercidae. The record is from RefSeq and is a predicted model, not a curated record. The transcript is spliced from 3 exons.